Daphnia pulex (common water flea) is the source of this 3103-nucleotide messenger RNA. It is a transcript of the gene nan, whose product is annotated as transient receptor potential cation channel subfamily V member 5-like. Gene Ontology annotation, cellular component: membrane. The transcript is spliced from 19 exons. NCBI's taxonomy places the organism in Eukaryota, Metazoa, Arthropoda, Branchiopoda, Diplostraca, Daphniidae. The record is from RefSeq and is a predicted model, not a curated record. Bases 382 to 3006 code for a protein of 874 amino acids. Gene Ontology annotation, biological process: calcium ion import across plasma membrane. Gene Ontology annotation, molecular function: calcium channel activity; protein binding.
GCUACGCGCUGAUAGGCUGAUAGGCUCAAGUAUAUUUACCCCGCUACAACACCCGGCACUCGGUGUCGAGUCGGUUACCUCAACACCAUCGAGACGGGCGUGCGAUUCGCUUGUUUUUCGCUUUAAUCCUAAAAACAACCCCAUCAAGAGCGGACUAUUUUCGCUACUAUUCAAUCGAUUGUGAGCUAAAGACUUUGUGCGUGCUUGUGCCCCAUUAUGUACAGCUGAAAGUUGUUGGUCGCCAACCGCGAUACCGCGAGGGAAUCUUCACAAAAAAAGAUAUUAGCGAUGGCUUUCCAUUGUUGCGCGCACUUUUCAAUCUAACCAGUGUCGACCAACAAGUUCGAUCUCCGUUUAGGAUCUACCGACGACCGAUAAAAGAUGAAGUUCUUCAGCAACAGCAACGAAAUCACCGCUGUCAAUGUGACGAGCGGCAUUAAAAAGCAGGCAGAGGGUGCCGCAUCAUCAACCUGCUACAAACUGGUCGAUCUCAAAGGGGGUGGGCUCUUGAUUGAAUUGAUGAAAAAGGCCUCCAAGACCAAAGACUUUACUGAAGUCGACAAGACUAUAGUAGAAAUGGUGGAGCCCUGUCUCUACAACAAAGGCCUAGGUAAAAUGGUGCACAUCGCACAUCUCGUCUUGCUGAGAAAUAGGGGUCGAGCCAAAACCAAAUUGCUACCCUGUCUCAAAGAAGUCGAAGAUCCCUACAAAUUCGAUAUUGAAAAAUACGUAGCGGAUAACUUCUCCAACGAUAAAGAUCCGACGCAUUAUCGGGAAGUUUGCUGGGAUUUAGACCAGCGGGGCGGUGUCGGAGAGACUGUUAUGCAUCUGUGCAUGCUGUCGGCUACAUCCAUACACGCAGAUUUGGCGAAAAGGCUUCUCAAAUUCUACCCGAAACUGAUUGUCGACAUCUACCUCGACGAAGAGUACUACGGCGAGAACGUACUUCACAUCGCAAUCGUUAACGAAGAUCCUGCCAUGGUCAAAUAUUUACUGGACAACGGAGUCAAUUACCAGGAUCGUUGCUGUGGUAAUUUCAUGAGUCCAGAAGAUCAGAAAGCCAGUCGCUACGACAGUCUCACUUCAGAAGUUGUUCUGAAUGACGCAGUUACUAAUUACGACGGUUACGUCUACUGGGGUGAAUAUCCUCUCGCGUUUGCCGCUUGUCUCGGCCAAGAGGAAUGCUAUCGACUUGUGCUGGCCAAAGGCGCGGAUCCCAACGGCCAAGAUACUAAUGGCAAUACCGUACUCCACAUGCUUGUCAUUUAUGACAAGACGGCAAUGUUUGACAUGGCGCACGAAUUGGGUUCCCUGUUGAACAUCCGCAACCGAUUGGGUCUCACUCCGCUGACUCUGGCUGCUAAAUUAGCUCGCCGCGACAUGUUCUUUCACAUCCUCAAAAUUCAAAAAGAAGUCUACUGGCAAUUGGGUAACGUCACAUGCAGUGCUUAUGCCCUUCCCCAGCUGGAUACGAUCGAUGGUGCUACUGGGGGCAUUGACAAAGACUCGGUUCUCAAUCUCGUCGUUUUCGGAGAUUCAGAAGCCCAUUUAGAGCUGAUGGACGAUGUCGUCAUCGACCUUCUUCACGCAAAGUGGAACACUUUCAUCAAAUUCCGGUUUUAUCGCUGCUUCUUGCUUUUCGCCUUGUACUUUGUAAUCUCGUUAAUCUGCUUCACGGUUCGCCCGAGUCCUCCCGUUCGUUUGAGAGAAGAAAUGACUACAACGCAAAGUUACACAACCACCGACAUGACUUGGCCCUCAUCGCCCUUUUCAUCAACAGAGAUGCCACUGUCGAGUACUACAAACUGGCCAACCGAAAAUGACACAAUUGAUUCGACGGCCUACGACGAUUUGAACAGUACGGUCACUGAGCCAAUAACAACAACCCGCAUAGAAACUACCAUUCCAAUCACUAGUCCCAGUCCUCGACCUACCAAAAUCUCAAUGGCAUCCUCGGUAUCACCCAGAGAUAGACACAGAUACAAUGAGGAGGACGCGUGCAUUUUACAACACUACGAUUCUACGAUACAAGGCUAUGCUAGGAUGGGCGGAGAAAUUGGCGUCUUGAUUGGUGUAGCCUUGUACCUUGGCGCAGCAGCUCGGGAAGCUCGCUUUCUCGGCAGGAAAAUGUUCUUUGAGAAUUUAGCCACUGCUCCGUCGAGAGUCCUCUUUCUGAUUUCUUGCAUGUUCGUCAUCGCCAUGGUCUUUUUGCGCUGGUUCUGUCUGAGAGCCGAGGAAGACAUCGUCGCCGUGCUCGUCAUGUUAUCGACAGCUCCGUACUUCCUUUUCUUCUGCAGAGGUUUCAAGAAAGUUGGGCCUUUCGUCGUCAUGAUUUACCGAAUGAUUAUGGGAGACUUGCUGCGUUUCGUCACCAUUUACGUGGUAUUCGUCAUGGGUUUCUCUCAAGCGUACUACAUCGUGUUUCUCACUCAUCCGAACAACCGUGAGCACGCCGAAAAUCCCAUGCCGACUCCGGUCGACUCGGUGAUGAUGAUGUUUCUCAUGUCACUCUAUAAUUUUGGAAGUACCUACGAAGCUUUUGCACGGACGGAACACGAAACUGUAGCAAAGAUUCUUUUCGUCGUUUACAUGGCAAUUGUCGGAAUUUUGCUGAUUAACAUGUUGAUCGCUAUGAUGGGUAACACUUAUACAAAAAUCGCCGAAACGCGUAACGAAUGGCAACGCCAGUGGGCUCGCAUUGUCCUCGUCGUGGAGAGAGGUGUUGAUCCUAAAUCCCGAUUGGAAAAUAUGGUCCUCUACUCGCAGCCGAUGGUGGAUGGGAGAAGGGCGUUCAUGCUUCGACAACAACAAUCGGAUGAAGAUAUGGAAGAGAUGAAGGAAUUGGAUGACAUAAGAAAUACUCACAAGCGAAGCAUUGCACGGAGAGCGGCAAAGUUGGCAGAAGCCCAAGCGGCAGCGAAGUCUGGCACCAAUGGCAGCAAAUGCUCGGCUACUCCCGUGAUCACUCAAAACGUCAAUUUAUCAAUUACGAAAAACCAAUUUUAAAGUUUUUUUUUGUUGCUGUUCUUGUUGUUGUUCCGCUUUUUUGUUUCAAAAAAAUCAACCGUAGAAAAAGUUUUCAAAGAAUAUACAAACAAUUCCA